AUGCUCUCUCUCUUCGCCGGCUCACGGAUAGGCUUCAUGGAGAAGUUUGCAGUCUUGACGGUGAAUGCCUCUAGCAUUGAUGCAAAUGCCUUUCUUCAUCAUCACGUGGAAAAGAGUGACGUCGCUGAAAGCAAGGACACGCUCGAGGCAGGUGUGGGCCAGCCGAAUCUUGCACAGCGCAUCGCAGUACUCCCUGGAUUGACCGAAGCGGUCAACAGCAAAGAUGAUGCCAUCGACAACGCCAUUCAGACAGGACUUCAUGACCUUGCAAGUGCCUUAGGACUACGAGACUUCUAUUCUGUGCACCUUCUGAAUUAUUGUGACGGCGAUUUCGUCCCAAGCCCCGUACCCGAUGAGACGAUGUCACGGAAGGAUAUAAGUAAAGACGUCAUAGCGUGUUCGAAAAUGACAACUAGGGGUCCCUUCGACCUGCAGUCCAGCAUGGUCCAGCAGUCAGGCGACAUGAGCCACCACGCGAUCGCACGCCUACUGUCGUUGUAUCAUAUUGCGUCUUUGUCGCUGCAAGUCUAUCAGCGGAUCAUGAUAGGGCUAUACUGCGCAGCCGUCGGAUCGUUGCUGUUGACCAUCGCUCUGACCGUUGCGAACGUCUUGUGUUGUACCUUUGGCAUCGGAGGUAUCGCAGUUUUUGCAGGAAGGUGGCUAUCUACGGUCAUAUUGUUGUUUGCGGCUUCAAUGGCUACAUGUGAGGCGGUCCAACUCAGCGAUGCCAUCAACAGCUAUGGCCAAUCUGUCGGUCUCAUCGCGACUAUUGGCGGAAGUUUCCUGACGCUCGCAUGGACGGGAUGGUUCGCACUACUGUCAGCCAACGUCUUGCAAUGUUUUACGUAG
Messenger RNA from Saxophila tyrrhenica, 849 nucleotides. RefSeq lists its product as uncharacterized. The coding region runs from base 1 to 849 and encodes 282 amino acids. NCBI's taxonomy places the organism in Eukaryota, Fungi, Ascomycota, Dothideomycetes, Mycosphaerellales, Extremaceae. The record is from RefSeq and is a predicted model, not a curated record. The transcript is spliced from 2 exons.